Messenger RNA from Xyrichtys novacula (pearly razorfish), 390 nucleotides. The record is from the annotation of a GenBank genome assembly. Lineage: Eukaryota; Metazoa; Chordata; Actinopteri; Labriformes; Labridae.
AUGUCAAGCCGAGGAAAGACUACAGGCAAGCUCCGGGCCAAGGCCAAAUCCCGCUCUUCACGUGCCGGCCUCCAAUUUCCAGUGGGUCGUGUCCACAGACAUCUGAGGAAGGGAAACUACGCCCAGCGAGUGGGGGCCGGUGCCCCUGUCUACAUGGCAGCUGUGCUCGAAUACCUGACUGCUGAGAUCCUGGAGCUUGCUGGAAACGCAGCCAGAGACAACAAGAAGACCAGGAUCAUCCCCCGUCACCUCCAACUGGCCAUCAGAAAUGAUGAAGAGCUCAACAAACUGCUGGGAAAAGUGACCAUCGCUCAGGGCGGAGUGCUGCCUAACAUCCAGGCUGUCUUACUGCCAAAGAAGACUGAGAAGGCUGGAAAGACCAAGCAAUAA